Molecule: messenger RNA, 5229 nt
Organism: Micropterus salmoides (largemouth bass)
Lineage: Eukaryota; Metazoa; Chordata; Actinopteri; Centrarchiformes; Centrarchidae
Exons: 3
Coding region: 392-4057 (1221 amino acids)
Molecular function (GO): DNA binding
Source: RefSeq, a predicted model, not a curated record
CAAUAUACUACCACAAAGAACUCACGUCGUUUGUGUCGUCUUUGCCACUUUUGAAGUUACUUCUGCAAGAAGAACUCACAACCCCCACAUUUCUCACAGCGCCUGAAGUAUCCACUGUGUGCGCUCGGUGUGAUUGACACUUUCUCGGGUCGCUUUGUGCUGGAUAUCGAGUGGCUCACUGCUGCAAACUGCUGUUAAAAUAAGAGAAAGCCCGGUCCACAUUAACAGCUCAGCUUGCAGACCAAUGCAUGCUUGUGAAAAAGUGCCAAGCAGCCACGUAACGACAGAGCAUAUGUUAGCUUCGAGCUAGCGAGUGCUAGCUAGUUGAGCAGCGGUCAGUGCAUGGCUACGCAGAGACCAGUCUUGACUCUCUCCCACGCAGACUUUUGACAUGGGGAGUAAAAUGUCCUUCAGCAGAGGAAGCACUGACCAAAAUACAGUCUCUGAGUUAACUUCUGUGGCAUCGCAUCCGUGCAAUUCCAUUCAUGCCCCUUCGGACUGCAAGCAGAUACCUGAAGACAAGAGAUGCAGUGAGGAAGACCUGGACCCCAGGUGGGGAGAGGAAAUGAAAGCAGAAGCACUGACUCAACCUGGACCUGAGUCCCGCUCAUCGGAGCAUCUGCCGUGUGAUGGCCUUGUUAAAUCUGAAAUAGAAGGCGGAACGAAUUGUCAACACAGUGAGCACCCAUCGCCACAGGUAGAGAUGGAAGCAAAGUCUCAAUUGACAUCAGCGAGUGUGUGCAGCUCUACAACAGACAGCCAAGGACAGCCUGUGGAGGUCCGCAGAAAACGUGGGCGCCCUCGGAAAAUAAAACCGUUGCUGACUGAAGACAAAAAAGAUCCAGAUUCUGCUGGUCUUGAUGCAGUUCAGCAUAAGGAGAUCAGCACGACGAUACCUCUGCCAACAUGCUUAGGAAACCACAACAGUGAUGAUGUGCCUAACGCCGUAGACGGUCCCUUAAUCAAUAAUUCACCUCAUAAUGAGAUGGCUGGUCCUCAUACUGUCGCCGAUGGUAAAGUAGAAGACAGUGUCCCCGUGCUGCCAAAAAGAAGGAGAGGAAGACCAAGAAAAACAGAAAUCGCAGCUUUUAAAACUCUGGUUGCUAAGGCUGCUGCCGCCACUGCUGCUGCCGCUCCUGCUGCCGCUCCUGCUACUGCUAAUAAUGUAAGCGGUCCUGCACAGAGACUGAGGAGUAGAGGAGAACAGCACCCUUCAACACAGGAUGGAAAGGCUGAAUCUGAUAGCAAGGUAGACCCCAAGCAAACUGAAAUGACUACCACAGAAAGUAGUAAUAAAUUGAACUUUAAAGGUAAUAAAAGAAGAAGGGCUAAACAUGCUGAUCAGCAAGUUCCAGCUAAAGUGUCCAGACUGGAUGUUCCCCAGGAGGCCUCGCCAGCACUGAGCAAUUAUCCAGGCUAUGGUGAGAAAGCAGAGGCAGAAAAGCAGGUGGAACUUAGUACUGACAAACAAGAGACAGAAACAGAUGGAAAGGUCGAUCAACUCUCCCCGCUGUCUGGAGAAGGAGAAGCGCAGCAGACAUUCCUAAAGGAAGAUGUACUACAACACAAAAAACUGUCCCCCCAGCCAGCAGCUGAGCCUGAAGUUAUUCCAUCUGAGGGUUUGAACAGCCUAAGCUUGGUAAGCCCUUCUCAGAGUGAUGACCCUAAAUUAAAACAGUCAGCCGACAUGAAUGGCAGUGUGGCGUCACAAUCAAAAAGCAGUCUUGAAUCUCCAAAGAACACAAACUCGGAGAAUACAGAGCCCUCUAACGCAGAUGUCGUAACAUCCUCUGAACAACCACCGAAACCCAUUGGGGUACCCCCUGCUGUGAAAGCUGAGAACAUCGAGAUAGAUCUGGAUCAAUUAAAUCCUGUGUCAGAGGUAAACAGUCCUAAAUCUUAUACCACCACAGUCAAAUCUGAGGGUACAAACAGUUCGCGAAUCGCUUUCAGGCGCAAGAAAGGCGGCAAGAGAAGGAGGAGAAUAAGUACAGUUUUGUUACAGAGAGCACAUGUUGGCCAUGAAGGAAGCGACGACACGCAACAAAAAACAGACAGCGGUGAUGUGGAUAAGGAUGGCAACUCAAAUGCCGAUGCAAAUGUCACCUACACUAAAAGAGGGGGGAAAACUCUGUUGAAAUGUGGUUACUGUGGUCAGACAUUUAGAUUUCUGUCUCAGUUCGUCAUCCAUCAACGCAUUCAUACAGGAGAAAGACCUUUCAAAUGCACUGAAUGCGGCAAAGGUUUUAGCAAAAAUUCAAACUUAAAUCUUCAUCUCAAGACGCACAGAAAGAGCAACCUAUAUCAGAAAUGUCCAUUUUGCAAAAUCAAAUUCUCCUGCUCAGAGUAUGCCUCUCACAUGAAGAUGCAUGCAGAUGUGCUGGACCAGGACUCUGCGAGCAACAAGUCUGAAAAACACAGCAGAGGGAACAACAAUGGAAACAUCCCUGGGCUUCAUAGACCGGUUCCCCCAGAAAAAAGAGAAAGAAAGGUGUGCCAGUACUGUGGUAAGACAUUCCCGUUUCAGUCUGCCCUCAUAAGACACGUGCGUGUCCACACAGGAGAGAAGCCUUAUAAAUGCGAUAUAUGCGGCAAAGCUUUUGGUCAGGCCUAUUUCCUUCGUGUUCAUGAGCUGACGCACUGGUCUGUGAAGCGUUACAACUGCACACGUUGUGAGAAAUCAUUCACUCAUUAUAGCAAUGCAAAAAACCACACCUGUAGACCGUCGGGAAGUGGUGACGAUUUACAACCCAACAGACGCGUGAAGCCUUCGCUGACGUACACGUGCCACAUCUGCAAGAAUGUUUUUGACCACCUGCAGGAGUUCAACAGCCACAUGAAAGCCCACACCGGCGCGAAGCUUUAUCGCUGCUUGUAUUGUGACAAGCUGUUCGGUGUGCUGUCUGAAUUUAACUCCCAUCGCAGUCAGUGCAGAGGAGAGAAAAACGCCUCCAGCUCUGCCAUAAAAGAGGAAGGGACAAUGUCAUUAAUAAAUUACACAGUGCCUGCACUUAGGUGUUCAACAGGACACAAUUCAGCUCCUCUCGCAGCUGCAAAUUGUGAAACACCGAAAAAACAAUCACAGACCGGCCGUAAGAAACGCUCUGCUAAGAAACCGUUCCAGUCAACAGUCAUACCAGCUCACCACCUCUCGCACCUCGUGUCAAAGUUAAACAAACUAGAUAGCCGCACAGACCCCAGGAAAUAUUUAUGUCCGGGCUGUGGGCGACUGUUCAGACACAUGGGGAGACUCCGAGCUCACAUGCUCACUCAUGCCCCGGGUCAAAGUUACACCUGUGCUUGUUGCGGUAAGACUCUAGAAAACUGGAAGAAACUGUGGCAUCACCAGAGAAUCCAUCGACAGAGACGCGGCCGCUUCACGUGCGCUCAGUGCGGGCAAGGCUUUCGGUUUGUGGAGCUGUACAAGAAGCACAUGAGCGAGCACCCGGAGUUCCAGUGGAUUCAAGUCAGGCCCAAGAAAUCGUUUCUGCCUUAUCAAUGUGAGCAGUGCAGAUGCAGUUUUAAGACUCUAGAUUUGCUGUUCAGUCACCAGCUUUGCCAUUCCUCAACGCAAGACAUGCACAAGGACUCUGAUUUUGACUUAUCCGUAGAUGAUCACAAUACACAGUCUAACAAGAAAAUGUUUAGCCCUCCCACAAACAACCACAUGGCUAUGUUUCAUCCAGAACCUGAGGAAAACAAGUCUCCUCCGAGCCCUUUAUCCAAAUACCCAGACCCAGUUCGUCAAGAGUCGCCUCUAGUUCCCAUGACUUCCUAUGUCCAAAAUCAGGAACUUGAUUUAGAUAAAACUUCCCAGCGUCCAAGCAGCACACAUUUGAUCCAAGAUAGAGAGACCAGCGGUGACAGAAAAGAUGAAAAUACACUUGGAAAACCCAUUACCCCUCUGAGAACUGUGAAAAGACACGUGAGCCAAAAUGGCAGGAAAUCAAAUGAAGGGUCUACAGAUGGUGUGAAGUGUGCUGUGUGUGGUAAUGCGUAUCCUGCCAUUUCAGACCUUUAUCACCAUUAUUUACAGCAUGCCAGAGGCCAGGUGUAAUAACCUCACUGGACAUUCAGCGGCCCUUCUGUAUUUACAUCAACUAUUUUUUACAUUGUUUAACACAGGGCUCCUGUAGUCCUAGAUUAGAAAAUGUAGAAAUGUCGUCUGUUGGAAAGGUUAGGGGAACGGAAAUGCCUCUGAAAGGAUUUUUGAAGAUUUGUUCACUUUCAUGUGUUCAUGUACCUGUCAUGCCUGUCCGUUUUCAGAUUUUAAGAAUAUAACGCUGAAUGUACAAAAUAAUACGGGACGCUUUCUGUUUUCAUGAAGAAGCCACUAAUCUUUCUUUAGUUUCUAGAAUUAUAUUUGUGUCCAUCAGAAAGAACAGAUAGAACAUUUUAAAUUUGACACAUUUGGAUUGUGCCAAAGACGCCCCAAACAUGUUAUACAUUCAGUGCAUUGACGCCCAGCCAGAAGCAGCCCUGGCACAAUGUAAUCAGCUGUUCAGUGAGCAUUUGAAAACAGAAAAGGUGCUGAAUGUCUAUGAAAAAUAAGGGGUGGUUAAAAACUUUUAUACUCAGAAAUAAUGUUUGCCAUGUAACCUCCCAGCAUAUUUAUGUUCCCCGCACAUCCAGCACAAGACAAAAUCACUAAGUGAUCAGAGAAGGUGGAGGUCACACUGAAUUCAUUUACAAACUCCUUGUUGCUGUUUGGUUUGGCAGACCUGACAAAGAACGUCUGCGCAUACUUUUCAUUUUAUAACACAUUGUCAAUGAACAAUGAUCAAUUAAUUGAAUAGUAGCUGUAUAGUUUUACACAUUUCAAACAUUGUCACCUCAUCCUGACACAUAGAUUCACUGUGACCACUGUGAACUUUAAUAUCAAAUGUGUGCAUUUCAAAUCACGCAGGUCUUUUCUUGGCUUAUACAAGUGAAACUGUUACUCAAAAGUGUUGUGCUGAUUUCACUGAAAUCAAGCGAUGCUAAAUCUUUUUAGAAAAAUACACUGACAAACGCACAUUCCACACCUGAAAAACCAAGUGCAGCAGGAGUGUUGUUCAACAUCCAUUUGUGUUUACUGCUUUUGAAAAACUACAUUUUCAUGCUUCGGUGUCUCGCUUGAUUUUGUUGGAAUCAUGAAAAAAAAUAAACAUAAAUGGACACUUUGCUUUGCUGUAUUUGAUUUUAUGUUAUAGUUUGUCUUAAAACCAAUAAAAGUCCAUUUUGUAUUGA